Messenger RNA from Leptopilina boulardi, 1527 nucleotides. Its product is annotated as protein CNPPD1. NCBI's taxonomy places the organism in Eukaryota, Metazoa, Arthropoda, Insecta, Hymenoptera, Figitidae. The transcript is spliced from 5 exons. Gene Ontology annotation, molecular function: cyclin-dependent protein serine/threonine kinase regulator activity; protein kinase binding. Gene Ontology annotation, biological process: regulation of cyclin-dependent protein serine/threonine kinase activity. Gene Ontology annotation, cellular component: cyclin-dependent protein kinase holoenzyme complex; nucleus. Bases 163 to 1362 code for a protein of 399 amino acids. The record is from RefSeq and is a predicted model, not a curated record.
GUUGGUAAAUUCCGUAUAAUAAAAAUAGUUCGUCGGUAGUGGGUCGUGGGUGGUUAUAUCUUUAUAAUAUUUUCUGUAAAAGAUUGAGGCUAUAUGCAUCUUUAAUUUGUUUUUAAUAAUCUAAAAGAUUUAAUUUUUAUUCUGUUAUCAAAUUUGACGAAAAUGCCGAACUUAUCAAAGGGUAAAAAAUCACAUACAAAGUUAAAAAGUUUUAGAGAUAACGAUGAGUUUUUGUCUCGUAUUUCCAAAACUCUUUACUAUUCUAAACGGCCUGUUACAGACUGUCUUAGUUUACCAGUUACAGAAUUUGCAGCAGAAUUUUUUACCGGAGUGAAAUGUGGUAGAACGCUUGAAAGAUUAGAUGUUGAAGAAGCUAGUCGAAUCUCUCGAAAUGCUUGCGUAUCACCAUGUUCUUUUGUUUUGGCGCUCUUGUAUCUCGAACGAUUAAAGGAUUGCAAUGCUGAAUAUUUGCAACGAGUCGCACCAUCGGAACUAUUUCUCGUUACUCUCAUGGUGGCGAGUAAAUUUUUACAGGAUGACGGAGAGGAAGACGAAGUUUUUAAUGCAGAAUGGGCCAAAUCUGGAGACUUAACAAUCCCAAAAAUGAAUAAUUUAGAAAAAGAAUUUCUCAAUGCAAUUGAUUGGAGUGUUUUUGUUCACAAUAAAGAUUUCUGGGAUCGACUUCAUAAAUUAGAAAGUGAUUUGGCAUAUAAAGAAGGAAACAGACGAGGAUGGUUUUCCUACACUGAACUGCAUUGUUUAAUGAAUGCGGUUCAAUUGUUGCCUGUUAUUCAAGCUUUACUUAGUGUCUCCUCUGUUUGUCUUGCUGCCUAUGUAGCCGGCGUUGCAACUAUUUUAGGUUCAGUUAUAGUUGCCAGCCAUCUACCUGGAACGGUCUUUAUGUCAAGAAGAUUAUCACGAUGUAACGAUUUGUCCUCCGACGUCGACUAUAAACUUUUCACUGAAUGUCAAUCUUCUAAUGUGAAUACAAAUUCGGCAAUCCUGUCAUCAACAAACAAUACAUUGUCCACAACGAUCUAUAAUAAUUCACGGCUUGAAAAUAUUAUUGAUUUAAAUAAUCCAGAUUUCGUUGAAUAUCCAACGUGGGAUCGCUGGUCAGAUUCCACGGCAACAUUUCUCUCAACAUUGGAUUUACAAUCGGAAUCAAUGAAUAAUCGCAAUCAAGUAUUCAAUGAUAUCAAUGAACUCUCAAUAAAUACAAAACCCCUUGAGACGGAUUUAUUUUUACACAAUAAAGACGAAUUGGCCACCAUUUUCAAUCGAAGAGAAAUUGACGAUCGUGGUUUUAAAUUGUCUUUACAAAAUUGGAGACAUUAUGUAAGUUUUAUUUCAUUGCGAUAGGAAAAAUAAAAAUUUAUUUUAGUCAUCUUUUUAAUAGUUGUAUCAAAUUUUAAAUUACCUCCUAAAUUAUUUAAAACAAAAAAAAAAUAUAUGUAUAUUUUUUGUACUAACUGUCAGGCCAAAAUAAUUUUUCAAGUAAAUAUAUUGAUAAUUGUGAAUUCAAAA